AUGCCUUUGAUCAGAACUCUACUUCUUGCUCUUUUUCUCCUCUAUCUUUCCCAUUUCACAACUGGAAAAAAACCAAACACAUCAUCUUCUUCAACUGACCUAGUCCACACAUCUUGUGUGCACGCCAGCUAUCCGACGAUUUGCGUCAGAACACUUUCCUCCUACUCAGGCUCAGCAAUCCACACACCUCAAGACUUAGCUCAAGCCGCCGUAAAAGUAAGCCUUUCUCGAGCCCAAAAAGCGUCAGAUUUCCUCUCCGAGUUGAAAGUUCAAAGCAAAAGAGAAAAAGGGGCAUUGAGUGAUUGUGUCGAACAGAUGGGGGACACAAUGGACGAGCUUAGCAAAACUCUAUCAGAACUCAAACAUUUGACAAAAUCAUCACGCCUCUUUUUAGCCGCCGAUUAUACUCACCGACACCGCUUUCACCAGCUCCACCGGCAAACAUAG
Messenger RNA from Nicotiana attenuata, 447 nucleotides. RefSeq names its product 21 kDa protein-like. Gene Ontology annotation, molecular function: enzyme inhibitor activity. Bases 1 to 447 code for a protein of 148 amino acids. NCBI's taxonomy places the organism in Eukaryota, Viridiplantae, Streptophyta, Magnoliopsida, Solanales, Solanaceae. The record is from RefSeq and is a predicted model, not a curated record. Gene Ontology annotation, biological process: negative regulation of catalytic activity. The transcript has a single exon.